Messenger RNA from Drosophila suzukii, 859 nucleotides. RefSeq lists its product as uncharacterized. Lineage: Eukaryota; Metazoa; Arthropoda; Insecta; Diptera; Drosophilidae. The record is from RefSeq and is a predicted model, not a curated record.
AAAUAGUGCAGAGUGUGGGCUAAAGUGACAUCAGAAGUUUGUGCAACUCCUACAAGCAAUCAGGCAGAAUGAGCAGCUAUCAACUGACUUUCAUUUUGGGCAUCGCCUUUCUGUGCGCCCUGGUGGGUGGCACCACCCAGCCGGCGAGCACCCGCCGUCCUCCGGUGACCACCGCUCGCCCCACCGCCCGUCCCACUGCCCGUCCCACCGCUAGGAGCUGCCCGCUCUUCCCGGAGGUCUGCUCUAGGGGCAGUCCCAAGGUGUGCGGCAGGACUCCGCGCGGCGAGUGCCAGCGGUUCGAGAACAUCUGCCACCUGAUGCUGGCCAACGUGCUCCGGCUGCCCGAGGGGGUGCGCCACACCCGCGACAUCGAGUGCCGCAACGUGAGGGGCGACGGCCCCGCCCACCGCCGCCCCUGUUUGAAUCCCUGUCCCGCACGCCCCGUCGUCUGCAAGAGGUCGCCGCCGAGCCAGAACAUCUGCGUGAGGAGCCGGAACGGCCGACAGUGCAAGGUGCUGGCCAACACCUGCCAGUUGCGCAACCAGAACUGCCACAGCCAGCCCAGGAACAACUGGCUCCGCACCGACAGGAGGCGCUGUGGCCAGCUGCAGCUGGGCGACAAGCCACAGGAGUGCAUCCGGGUGCCAGUGCGAACCAGCCCCAGGACCACCCGCAGGCCACGAUCCACCCCCUCGCCUCGCAGCACCACCACCACUGCCAGGUCGGUCUGAGGGGUCAAGGACAUCUGGGGGUUCCAUACUUAGCUCCAUCUGCAAGUGACCCCACAUCCCAUUUUUUUUUUUUCAAGCAACUACUUUGUAUUUUAAUAAAACAUAAACUGCAUGUCAUGACUAAAAGA